Molecule: messenger RNA, 1784 nt
Organism: Lolium rigidum
Lineage: Eukaryota; Viridiplantae; Streptophyta; Magnoliopsida; Poales; Poaceae
Product: serine/threonine-protein kinase rio2-like
Exons: 13
Coding region: 66-1544 (492 amino acids)
Biological process (GO): maturation of SSU-rRNA; protein phosphorylation
Cellular component (GO): cytosol; nucleus; preribosome, small subunit precursor
Molecular function (GO): ATP binding; protein serine/threonine kinase activity
Source: RefSeq, a predicted model, not a curated record
UUUUGCCUUUACUCUCCGCUGCUGCCCUCAGUCUGCUAUCCUGCCGCGGCUGCUAGGACGAGGCCAUGAAGCUCGACGUGAACGCCCUACGCUACCUGUCCAAGGAUGACUUCCGGGUCCUCACCGCCUGCGAGAUGGGCAUGCGCAACCACGAGAUUGUGCCCGUGGAGCUCGUCGACCGCAUCGCCGGAUUGAAGCAUGGAGGCACAUAUAAGGUGCUGCGGAAUUUACUGAAGAACAAACUGGUUCACCAUGAUUGCAAAAAGUAUGAUGGGUAUCGCCUAACCUAUCUUGGUUAUGACUUUCUCGCAAUCAAAACAUUGGUGAAUCGCGGAGUCUUUUCUUCCGUUGGCCGUCAGAUCGGCGUUGGAAAGGAGUCAGAUAUAUUUGAGGUUGCCACGGAGGAUGGAACAGUGUUGGCCAUGAAGCUUCAUAGGUUGGGUAGGACAUCUUUUAGGGCUGUCAAAUCGAAGCGUGACUAUUUGGCGCACCGGAGGAGCUUUAACUGGCUCUAUCUAUCACGCCUUGCGGCCCUAAAGGAAUUUGCUUUUAUGAAGGCUUUAGGAGACCAUGGAUUUCCUGUUCCCACGGCCGUGGACUGCAACCGGCAUUGUGUGAUUAUGUCUCUGGUGCCGGGGUAUCCACUUGUUCAGAUAAGCAAAUUGCAAAAUCCAGACGAUGUCUUUGACAGAAUUCUCGGGCUUGUAAUUCGUUUGGCGGAGCAUGGACUGAUACAUUGUGAUUUUAAUGAAUUCAACAUCAUGAUUGAUGAUGAUGAAACAGUUACGAUGAUUGACUUCCCACAGAUGGUAUCUGUUUCACAUCGGAAUGCCCAGAUGUAUUUUGAUCGAGAUAUUGGGUGCAUCUACAAGUUCUUUAACAAAAGGUUUAAUCUUACAGAGAAAGGUGGACAUGAUGGGUCAGAAACUGAUGAUGAUGACAGUGGCAGGCCGUCCUUUCUAUCCAUUCAAAAGUCUUCUGGUGCCUUGGACAAAGAACUAGCUGCCAGUGGCUUCACCAAAAAAGAGCAGGUUGAGAUAGAAAAGUUCAUUGAUGAGAACGCUGAAGAAAACGAUUCCAACUCAGAUGAUGAUGAUGAUGAUGUUGAUUCAACAUCAGAACGAGAAAGUGAAGGUGGCGAUGAUGUGUCUGUUAAAAUCAAUUCCUUAAAAAUAGCAGACCAGGAUUGUGCCAGUGUUCCUGAUCUUGUCGAGAUGCACUCAAAUGCACCUGUAACUCUUUCUGAUGAGCAUGCAACAAGCACAAGUCCCAGCGGUGAGAACAAAUCGGCAAAUCCAACCACUGAUAGCACUGGAGAUGCUAAGGGAUCGGCUGAAUCAGGAGGUGAUGAUGAGGAGUCAUCAGCAGAGGAUACUGAGGAUGAAGAUGAUGCCUUGCUGACAAAGCAGCUGAACAAGCAAAGGAAAAGGGCAAUGGCAACCGCACUGGGGCGGAGAAGGCCGCUCACCUCAAGGAAUACUUACAAGGACAAGGGGAAGGGCACCAUGAAUUCCAAGAUCCAAAAGCAAGCAUGCCAGUGGUGAAUGAUAUGUCUGGUUCAGUUUCUAGCAGGAGGUCUUACAAUGGGUCAAGUCUAUGGACAGUCACGUAAUAACUGAGUUUGUUAUAGUGGCAUGACGCUUGUGUUUCUGUUCUCUGUUUUGGUUGUUGUACUGGUGCUCCUCCAUGGUUACACUGCUGAGUAGUUGGAAAACAAUGUAAUACUACUCCGGUAUCUUGUAUUAUCAGUUCAGUACAGUAAUAUUUCUUACCUUUGCAAUGAA